Molecule: messenger RNA, 2217 nt
Organism: Melopsittacus undulatus (budgerigar)
Lineage: Eukaryota; Metazoa; Chordata; Aves; Psittaciformes; Psittaculidae
Gene: LAS1L
Product: LAS1 like ribosome biogenesis factor
Exons: 13
Coding region: 4-1899 (631 amino acids)
Biological process (GO): maturation of LSU-rRNA; maturation of 5.8S rRNA
Cellular component (GO): preribosome, large subunit precursor; Las1 complex
Molecular function (GO): endonuclease activity
Source: RefSeq, a predicted model, not a curated record
UCUAUGGCGGGCGGUGAGGGGGAGUCAUGGCGCCGCAGGCGGCGAGGCUGGUCCCGAUCCCGGUCCCGCACCCGGUCCCCGGCCCGCAAGCGGCUGAGGCCGCUGCGGACUGUGGUAGCGUGGAGGGGCAGGGCGGAGUGGGACCAGGUGAUGGUGGGGCUGUACUGCGGGGACAGCCGGCUGCAGCAGGAGGCCUUGGACCGGGUCUCGGCCUGGAGGAGUCGGUACGGUCCCAAAAUGCCUCUUGCAGUGGAUUGCACCGCUGAAUUGAUCCGUUGUAAGGUCCUGGACUCAUCUGGCAGGUUGAAGUCACAUGAGCUCAUCCUCUCUUAUGGGCUGGCUCUUGUAAGAUUUGUCAACUUGAUCACAGAAAGGAAACAGAAAAUGGUCAGCAUUCCUCUGAGGCAACUAGCAAAAGAGGUGGAUAUCCCUAUCUGGGUCGUGGAUCUUCGUCACGAGCUGACCCAUGGGAAGCUGCCACGUUUGGCUCUGUGCCGCAAGGGUUGUGAUGUUGUACUGGACUGGCUGCGAAAGACCUACUGGAGCCGUCAGCUGGGCAGUAACUUGCAUGAAGAAAGUGAGGAUGAAGAUGAGCAGGAAGAAGUGGAAGAAAAUGCAGAGUUGGACAAUGAUGAAUGGGAGGCUCAGGCCCCACAGCACGAGGCCUGUCAGAAACACAAGGAAUUCCAUGAAAAAGUCAGAGAUGUGCUGCUAUCCUACAAGAAUGAGCAGCUUCGGGUUAUGCAGACUGCACAAUCUGUUUCAAAGAAUCGAGAGCAGUGGUCCGAUACCUCUUCAGAAGUGGACUGGAUUCUGGCUCAGAUCAAAGACCUGAUGCAAGAGAACAGAGAGACAGUGGCUGAAGCUCUUCUCAGAGAUGGCUUUCUCAUCCCAAAGAUGGACUGUCUGAAGAUGCUAAAUAUCAAGUAUGAAGCAAAUAAGGAGUUAUGGCAGUUCAGAAUUCCUCAGACAUUUUACUGCUUUUGGCAGCCUUUGCUGACAGGCCUCCUUUCCCGAAGUUUUACACAGAUCCUACUAGAGAAAAUGUUUAUGGAGCUGAAGGAAUGUUCGGACUCUUCAGAACUCCGGCCUCAGUUCUUAAUCAGUUGGAUAUCUGAGAUGCUGACUGGCAUUGCUAAAGUAAAUGCUGGGAAGAAAAGACAGCACUGUAACAAACAGGUGGCAGUGAAGGAGCUCUUCCUUCAGAAAGUUCCUUUGCAGUGGAUAAGACUGACUGACAGUUGCUUGGAAGCUCCCUGCUGGGCAACCCCACACCUUCUUCAGCUGAUCUUCACAAUCAUGAGACCUCGCUUGCCACGUUCUUCAAGGAAGAACCUUCUCUACCUCGCUUCCAUUUACACAGAAGGAGGUGGGCCCUUGUCCAGCCCAGGCCUCUCUUCAGACAGCAGUGAACAGCCAAUUUACACUAUAGAGAGCUUACAGUGGAAGACCAGGCAAGAAAAUCAGGUUAAAAAUCCAGGUCAGACUGCAGAGAAACAAGAUGAUGUGCUGGAGAGAGACAACAGUGUAGAGGAGGUGGAGGAGGAGGAAGAAGAGAUGGUAACUGAAACAAAUCCUUUGGAAGGACUUGCUCAUUCUGGUAACAUGGCAGCUAUUGCUGAGAAAAGGGCAGCACUGCAAGGGUCUGCUUGGCAGAUCACUGCAGAUGAAGUUCGAUGGCAAGACUUUCCUCUUGGGAAACUCCCAGGUCAGACAGAUGACCCUGAUGGUCUCAUGUUGGAGAAUUAUUCCAUGAUGUCCCUGCUUGACCAGCCAGUGAGAGAUGAGUGGAAGUCUCCCAAUACAAACUCUGCAGAACUGAAUGUUCCUGUGCCAGGAGGAUUGUUGUGGACCCAGAGUGACUUCCAUAAAAUCAAAAGUGGCCUUCAGCUCUUCUGAGACAGCAGCAUGCUCUGUGGCUUCCAGGAUUGCACAAGACAAGGGGCAUGGGAGGACUGGUAAUGGUGAUGGGGAAACAGCCAUUCCAAGAUGGGUGUUUUUGGUGAAGAUUUACUGAUAUUUACUGUGUAAAAUCAGUGUCUUCUGAAGAAGGUGUUUUAAGUUCCAUGUGUGGUAACCAUUGUGUUGCUUAACCACUGUCCUGAACCGUUAGCUCUAGUUGAUGUUUGCCAGACACAGUCACAGUUCUUCAGAAUCCCUCAGUGCUCCCUAAUGUUUUUCAUGGUUAAUAAAUGCAGUCACCUGAAGGCAAAAGUU